This is a messenger RNA of Staurois parvus, 303 nucleotides long. The record is from the annotation of a GenBank genome assembly. NCBI's taxonomy places the organism in Eukaryota, Metazoa, Chordata, Amphibia, Anura, Ranidae.
CAGAUAUAGUGAAUGCGGGGUCCGGGGAGACCAGAUAUAGUGAAUGCGGGGUCCGGGGAGACCAGGUAUAGUGAAUGCAGGGUCCGGGGAGACCAGAUAUAGUGAAUGCAGGGGUCCGGGGAGACCAGAUAUAGUGAAUGCAGGGUCCGGGGAGACCAGAUAUAGUGAAUGCAGGGUCCGGGGAGACCAGAUAUAGUGACUGCAGGGUCCGGGGAGACCAGAUAUAGUGACUGCAGGGUCCGGGGAGACCAGAUAUAGUGACUGCAGGGUCCGGGGAGACCAGAUAUAGUGACUGCAGGGUCC